This is a messenger RNA of Magallana angulata, 566 nucleotides long. RefSeq lists its product as uncharacterized. The record is from RefSeq and is a predicted model, not a curated record. The transcript has 3 exons. The coding region runs from base 91 to 486 and encodes 131 amino acids. Lineage: Eukaryota; Metazoa; Mollusca; Bivalvia; Ostreida; Ostreidae.
ACACUGAAGAACCCGGAAAAUUCAAAGAGAGAUAUUAAAAUCCUUUAUCGCGUUAUCAAAGGAAGAGAUCAGAGGGAACCUCGGCGUAGAAUGACAGGGAAUCUGCUGUAUGUUAUUGUGAUGCUGGGUGCAAGCCAGUGGAUUGUUCGAGGGAUUCCGAACAGACAGGAGAUCUCUGUGAGCCAGCGAGGGGCCCUGUCAUAUGUCGUGGGUCAAGGUUGUCCUUAUCUAGUACAUUAUGUCCGCGAUAACUAUUUCACGUACCGGAGUUACCGUUCGGUCGCCGGCUCUACUACCCCGGCGUCGACGGUGAACUGGGUAACGUAUGUGUACGACCGAGGGGUGGAGAAUUACGUGCCCAUGGAGCUCAUCCGUGGCGCCAUUCACUGCGGUAUGAACUACGCUCUGUACGCUGUCAGCGCACCUCCCGACAUUUUACAACAACUUCACGCAGACUUCUCGGGAAUUCCGGGAGUUCUCGGUUAACAGCUAGAGAACACAUAUAUGCAUGAGGUCUAAAUGACAACAAAACAAUUGUUAAUUUCAAUAAAAACAUUUUAUUUUUA